UAGUUGUGCUCAGUUUCGAUCGCGACUCGGAACUGGUAGGAAGUGCUUUUGUGUUCUAUCAGGAACUGCGGUACCAGGGCGUGCAUAGCGGAUAUGGAUAACGGAAGAAGCGAGAGUGAAAGUAAUGGUGCGACCGACGCGAAGGAGAAUGGCGUCGCGACGGCUGAGAAGUUUGGUGCGCGCGAAAAUUAUCGCAUUAUCAAGAACAUCUCGAUUUUGGGAUUCGCGUUUAUGAUCCAUUUCACCGCCUUUCACGGAACGUCGAAUUUGCAGAGUUCGGUGCACAGUGACGGAUCGUUGGGGGCGUUCACCCUGGCAUCGAUAUACGGAUCGUUAAUAUUGUCAAAUAUUUUUCUGCCCGUCAUGGUAAUCAGGUGGCUCGGAUGCAAAUGGACCAUAGUGGUUUCGUUUGUGGCCUACAUGCCCUACAUCGCAGCGCAAUUCUUCCCGCGCUUUUACACCCUGAUCCCGGCUGGGUUGGCCGUUGGCUUCGGUGGAGGACCACUGUGGUGCGCCAAGUGCACUUAUUUGUCCGUGAUUGCGGAGGCGUUCAGCGUCAUCAAGAAGCGGAAGGUUAAAGCGGACUAUCUAAUUGUGAAGUUCUUCGGGCUGUUCUUUGUGUUCUACCAACUGGCCCAGGUGCUCGGCAACUUGAUCUCGUUCUCGGUUCUUUCUUACGGCGAUGGUGACACCUUCCACAAUGCUACCCAAAACAAUAUCAACAUUUCGGAAACGUGUGGCGCCAACUAUAUCGCCCCGGUGGAUCGACAGCAGCAACAGGAAAGCUCGAGUGUAGACUUCCACAAACCGGACGUUGCCAAACUUAACAUUCUCACGGGAAUUUUUCUUGCCUGCAUGGCAGCGGCUAGCUUCUCAGUGGCAGUUGGAGUGGACUCGCUGGAGCGAUACGACAAAAAUCGAACCGGAUCCGGCACAGGAGUGUCCGGCAUUCGAAUGCUGAUCAUCACGGCGAAACAAUUCACCAAGAAAUAUCAGCUGCUGCUCCUUCCGAUCACCAUGUUCAUCGGCGUUGAACAGGCAUUUAUUGCAGUCGAUUUUACCGCGUCAUUCGUCGCCUGUGGACUCGGCAUAAGCUACAUUGGAUAUGCGAUGAUCAGCUUUGGGCUGGCGAAUGCUGUGGCCGCCGCCGUCACACCCUACAUCACGAAGGUUAUUGGACGGUUUCCGAUGAUCAUCGCCACGGCGCUUUUCCACCUUGCGCUGAUCGUGUUCAUGUUGCUGUGGAAACCAACGGAUCAAUACUACGCCUACUCGAUCAUCGUUGCCUGCUGGGGGCUGGCGGAUGGAAUCUGGCUCAUUCAGAUUAAUGCUUUGAGCGGUAUUCUGUUCCCGGGCAACGAGGAGGCUGCGUUCAGCAAUUUCCGCCUGUGGGAGGCAACCGGUUCGGUGCUAAUGUACGCAACCAGUCCGAUCCUGUCGACCUUCACGAAGCUGGUCUGUAUCAUGUGCGUUAUGCUAAUCGGGACCGUUGGCUAUACAACUAUUGAGGUUAUGGAAUAUCGAAUCAAGAAGGGUGCCGCCGGGAAACGAUUUGAAAUGAUACAACAAGCGAGUUAAGUGUUGCAUUUAAAAUUAUAAUAUGAUUGUGUGUAAGCGAUAUGGGUUUGUGUCGUGCAGCGCUGAUACAAAUGUAACAUAUCUAAAUCUGUAUUAUAGUGUGUAAAUUUUAAUUGAAAUCUGGCAUAAUCCACCUGAAUGUAUCUCAGAUAGAAACGAGAGACCGUGAUUUUUAAAAUAAUUCCCUACUCUAGAUAAACAUGAAAACUGAUUUUUUUUUUAAAUAAAGUUUUAAGAAAAUCA
Toxorhynchites rutilus septentrionalis is the source of this 1821-nucleotide messenger RNA. Its product is annotated as UNC93-like protein. Bases 94 to 1578 code for a protein of 494 amino acids. Gene Ontology annotation, biological process: regulation of potassium ion transport; regulation of muscle contraction. Gene Ontology annotation, molecular function: potassium channel regulator activity. Gene Ontology annotation, cellular component: striated muscle dense body; plasma membrane. Lineage: Eukaryota; Metazoa; Arthropoda; Insecta; Diptera; Culicidae. The record is from RefSeq and is a predicted model, not a curated record. The transcript is spliced from 6 exons.